Cicer arietinum (chickpea) is the source of this 2354-nucleotide messenger RNA. Lineage: Eukaryota; Viridiplantae; Streptophyta; Magnoliopsida; Fabales; Fabaceae. The record is from RefSeq and is a predicted model, not a curated record.
AAAUGUUUUGCGAAGUAAAGCCGAGAAGGCAGCGAAUCGAACAGUAAAACCAGAAAUAUAAUCAGUACUUCAACCGUCAUCUGCCCCAAUUCUUGUAUCCUUCCUCUCUCUGCACGCGCCGUUUCAUCUCCUCGUUUCGAAGCAAGAAUGGAGUUGGCAGAGAAAGACCUACUAAAGACUGCGGAGAAGCUCGAGUUGGAAAAAUUAGCUAAGAUCAAUUUCAACCCUCCACAUAUGGUUGAUUUAGAUGCACUUCUUUGUGAUACCUAUAAUAAACAGUGUCCAAGACCAAUUCAUUAUCACAACAGGAGAGAUUUGAUACGCAUCUUCAAUGUGAUGGCAAAGGAAAUAUAUGGCAAUAGUGAUUUUUGUCCUGUUGUGGAAGAAUAUGGAUCAUUUGUAAUGGAUAUUUUCAAUGAAACAAGUGAUCUUGACUUGUCUAUAAACUUCAGAAAUUCUAUUCAAAUUACUCGGCACAAGACGAUUGAANCCCUUCGAAAGUUCCGCAGGAAAUUACGAACAAUUCAAGGAAUUGGGCAUGUUACUGCUUUAGAAGUUAUCCUGUCUGCCAAGGUACCAAUUAUAAAAGUUACUGAUAGUGGAACAGGUAUUGAAUGUGAUUUAUCAGUCGAAAAUAGGGAUGGCAUCGCAAAAUCCCAUAUUAUCCGUGCAAUUUCUACCAUAGAUGAAAGAUUUCAAAAGCUAUGUUUACUGAUGAAAUCAUGGGCUAAGGCACAUAAUAUCAACAGUUCCAAAGACGCUACUUUGAAUUCAUUGUCAAUUGUAUCAUUUGUUGCCUUUCAUUUGCAGACUUGCGAUCCUCCUAUAUUACCUCCAUUCUAUACUUUACUUAGAGAGGGAGUUGAUCCUGACUCUGUGACAAAGAUUGUUAAAACUUAUACCAACUAUGGGAAACAAAACAAAGAGUCAUUGGCCAAGCUUUUCGUUACUCUUCUUGUUAAGCUAGCAUCAGUUGAAAACCUUUGGCAGAAUGGAUAUUGUACAAGUUCAUACGCAGGGUCGUGGAUUUUAAAAUCAUGGAAACGACCUUACUCGAUGAGUGUGGAGGAUUUCACGGAUCGGUCACAAAAUGUGGCUAGGGCAGUUAGAGCUGAAGGGUUUAAGAUGAUCUACGAAUGUAUCCAUAAUUCUAUUGAUUACCUUUCGGGGUUUCUAAACGGUGAGAUCAAUGGAAUUGAUCUAAUGGAUAAAUUGUUUGGAAAACCUAUGGUUUCUACUCUAGUAGAUGACGGUACUACUGCUAGCAACGUCAAUGAAAAUAAGAAAAAGCAAUCUACAUUGCAAAAUCCCCAUCCACCGAAAAGGAGUCGCUUGGCUAAAAACCAGGAUCAGAAUGAAAAAUCAAGUGAAAAAACAAUUGUUCUCAGAACUGAACCCCAGGACAUGAGUCAGAUGCAUGUACCUUCUGGUAAAACUGUGCCAAAUGGUUUUGGUUCUUCCAAAAACCAAAUUCAGAAUAAAAAAUCUAGUGAAAAAACAAUAGUUCAAGAUUUGCAAAGAACUGAACCCCAUGACAUGGGUCGGAUGCCUGUACCUCGUAGUAAAACUAUGCCAAAUGGAUUUGCUUCUUUCACUCCCCCACUUUCCUACCAAUCUCGGUAUCAAUCUCCGUUUGCUACUCCUAGUACUAGUACAAAUUUUAAGGAGCAUCAUGGUUAUGGUCCAAGGAAUGUUCCUCCUCCUUUUGGCUUAAACCCAGCUGUUUUCCAAGGUUCUUAUGAUCCAUCCUUUCAAUCUCAUCAUGUUUCAUCACAUUAUUCUGGGGGUUUUGUUCAGAGAUUUCAUCAAAAUGCAUCAAUAGCUUCAAAUCCCUAUCACGGUUCAUUGCCUCAUUCCUCACUACUCGGAAGAGACUAUUCCUUAUAUAAUCAGAGAAGUGGAUAAUUCGAUCAUACUGGGGUUGAUUCUCUCAUACAUUCAUUUUGCAAAACUAACAAAAUUAACAAAUGAUUUACAUGUAUACUACCAACUCCCUUCUAUUCUCUUCCCAUUCCCGUGACUGUCUUUUUAUAACCUCCCAGAUUUGUAAUUCUUGAUUUGGGAAAAGAAUUAGAUGGUGAUGAAACUUCCCACUAUCUUGUGUUUUAUGAAUGAUGGAUCUGCCUUGAUUCAAAAGGUAUAAUGUUUUAUUGGUAGGUCAAAUCAUUUAGACCAGAUAUAGAAAGGUCAGAUCAUACUGGGAUAUUGUAUAAUGCCUAUUGUUUUUUUAUUUAUAAACUAGGCAAUAGGAAUUCAUGUUGUGACCUCUCAAGUUUAACAGUGGUGCUAAGUGUAAGAAUAUUUGUUGUGAUACAUUAUUUAAUUAUUAUGUUGACCAAGUAGAUUAUUAUGUA